This is a messenger RNA of Heteronotia binoei (common prickly gecko), 1453 nucleotides long. It is a transcript of the gene COPS7A, whose product is annotated as COP9 signalosome subunit 7A. Gene Ontology annotation, cellular component: COP9 signalosome. The record is from RefSeq and is a predicted model, not a curated record. The transcript is spliced from 7 exons. The coding region runs from base 51 to 878 and encodes 275 amino acids. NCBI's taxonomy places the organism in Eukaryota, Metazoa, Chordata, Lepidosauria, Squamata, Gekkonidae. Gene Ontology annotation, biological process: COP9 signalosome assembly.
GGUUCUGGGGGCUGCAUCCUGGCCCUGGAGCAGCCUGGUUUGGAGGUGCCAUGGCUGCCGAGGUGAAGGUGACAGGGCAGAACCAGGAACAGUUCCUGCUGCUGGCCAAAUCCGCCCGCGGAGCUGCUCUGGCCAGCCUCAUCCAUCAAGUGCUGGAAGCCCCUGGCAUCUACGUCUUUGGGGAGCUGCUGGAUAUGCCCAGUGUCCGAGAGCUAGCUGACAGCGAAUUCUCCCCCGUCUUCCGCCUGCUCACUGUCUUUGCGUAUGGGACGUAUUCAGAUUAUCUGGCCGAAGCCGGGAAUCUGCCUGCGUUAACUGAGGCUCAGAAGAACAAACUCCGCCAUCUCUCGGUGGUCACGCUGGCUUCCAAGCUCAAGUGCAUCCCUUAUUCGGUCCUGCUGGACCAGCUGCAGCUGAAGAACGUGCGGCAACUGGAAGACCUGGUGAUCGAGGCCGUGUACGCGGACGUCCUGCGCGGGAGCCUGGACCAGCGGAACCAGCGGCUGGAGGUGGAUUACAGCAUCGGGCGGGACAUCCGGCGGGAGGAGCUCAGCGCCAUCACCCGCACCCUUCAGGAAUGGUGCCAGGGCUGCGAGGUGGUCCUCUCCAGCAUCGAGGAGCAGGUCAGCCGAGCGAAUCAGCACAAGGAGCAGCAGCUGGGCCUGAAGCAGCAGAUCGAGAGCGAGGUUGCAAAUCUGAAGAAGACCAUCAAAGUGACGACGGCAGCAGCUGCGGCCGCCACUUCCCAAGAUCCCGAGCAACAUCUGUCUGAGCUCCGGGAGCCCGCUGCGGGUACCAACCAGCGGCAGGCGAGCAAAAAGGCUUCGAAGGGCAAAGGGCUCCGAGGCAGUGCGAAAAUCUGGUCGAAAUCGAACUAGCAGGAUUCUGGCGUGGCUGGGGAGGACCAGCAGGCAGCCGCCCCUCCACGUGUGGGGCUUUCUUCUCCAACCACGACGUCUCUGUCUGUGUGCCCCCUCCCCUCUUUCCGUUUCUUUCCUCCUGCUACGUUCUCUCCUUCCCUUGCUCUCUCGCAAGCCUUUUGGCAGCCCUUCUGUUUCAAACAGCACUUCCCCCCUCCUUUCCCCACCUCUCUCUCUCUGUCCCCCCACACACCCUGAACCCCUUUUCUUUUCAGGGUGCAUUUUGAAAGAGCCAUAAAACGACCUCAGUUCUCUCAGUCGCAUUUGCAGUGACAGAAUGUUGUGGCAGUCCAGGGGUGGGAAUGAACCGGGCACCAUGCAGCUGCCUCAGUUCUAGGGGAGGGGGGGAUCUCAGGACACUUUUGCUCUGGGGGAGGGAUGAUGCACCGUUAACAUCUCUCUUGUUUUGUUUUUCUGCUUUGCUCCAGUCAGCGGAAGGGGGCACGUGUGUGUGGAUUGUUUUUAAAUAGUAUAAAUAUAUAAAGCAAUUUAAAAAGAAAAAAGAAAUAAAUCUAUGGACAUAUCCGAAGGGG